Coccinella septempunctata (seven-spotted ladybird) is the source of this 2212-nucleotide messenger RNA. RefSeq names its product NGFI-A-binding protein homolog (gene nab). Gene Ontology annotation, cellular component: nucleus. Gene Ontology annotation, molecular function: transcription factor binding; transcription coregulator activity. The transcript has 8 exons. Lineage: Eukaryota; Metazoa; Arthropoda; Insecta; Coleoptera; Coccinellidae. The record is from RefSeq and is a predicted model, not a curated record. The coding region runs from base 94 to 1656 and encodes 520 amino acids. Gene Ontology annotation, biological process: negative regulation of DNA-templated transcription.
CAACACCGAUUUUGCCGCAGUUCUGGUCGAGACGGUUAGUUAGUUACGUCUGUAGGUUCUGUGUUGUAUUUUAUCUCGAUCCCGUGCAUUUGAAUGGUAUCUGGCAUGGACCCGGUGAAUGAAAACGACGUCCGACCCGGCGCGGACGUCCAUGCGACGCUGUCCACUGCCAGAGACGCUAGACAAUCGCCGAAGUUCAACCAGGUGUUGAUCCAGAGGAAUUCUACAUCACCUUCAGUGCCUAGGAAAAUCAUGAGCAAGAAUCACAACAACACAAUUUUCCCUACAUCGUACCCUAGCAACCUAGCAGAAUUACAACUCUUUCGAGUGAUGCAAAAUGCAUCGCUCCUAGUUUACUAUGACACACUUUUGGAGAUGGGUGGAGACGAUGUUCAGCAGCUUUGUGACGCCUGCGAGGAGGAAUUCCUGGAGAUCAUGUCCUUGGUGGGAAUGGCUUCGAAACCCUUGCACGUCAGAAGACUGCAGAAAUCGCUCCACGAAUGGGUGGGAAACCCUUCCAAAUUCAAACUACCCCUCAUACCAGGCGAUGAUUACGAACUGGAGUUGUCCAGUCCAAGGGUGACCAGCAACCACGGUUUCUACACUAUGGACAGUAUGGAUAGUACGAGGACAAUCUAUUCACCAUCCCCGGGUGAUGUGUGUGCCUUACCCUCGGUAGCUAGCCCUGGUCUUCCCCUCAAUAAAAGGCCUUACUCCCCCUUAGACCCAGCAUGCCCCCCAUCGUCCAGCUCGAGUCCAGGAAGUAGUAUGUCUGUUCAACUAACCCCCACGCUUAUGGAGUCCCAGAUAGCCAAACUAGCUGCAGCAGCUGAAAGGCUGAGUAAAAAUCUCCCGCAAUAUGAACCAAAACCCCAUAAUACCAAAAAGAAAGUUUGCAAAGAGUUAGAGUUAGUUAUGUCCAUGCCCGAAAACGAUCCAAGAAGGAUGGAUGAAAUAAGGAGGUAUGCAGCUAUCUAUGGACGAUUCGAUUGCAAAAGAAAACCUGAAAAACCCCUCACUCUUCAUGAGGUUUCUGUAAAUGAGGCAGCGGCUCAGAUUUGUAGAUUUAUACCAGCUCUAUUGACUAGAAGGGACGAACUUUUUCCAUUAGCUAGACAAGUUGUUAAAGAUUCCGGUUGUUACUACUCCAAAACUCAAUUAUCAACAAUGUACAUGAACAAGCAUUUAAAUAACGAGGAGCUGGAUAAUUCGAAUUCUAGAGAUAGUCCAAGAUUGCACGAUGGGGAUAUGCCGUCUAAAAAGGCCAAAUUAGAUCUGAAUAGCGAAGGGGAUGAACGACGGCAGGAAUCUGAAGAUGGUAUACUUAUAAGAACUUCCCUACAUUCAUUAUUUCAGCAUCACUCCAGAAAUUCUUCACAUAAUUCCAGAGAAGCGAAUAGUAGAAAGACUUCUUUGGUUGUAGAUAUUGAAGAUGCAGAUUCUAGAUACUCGUAUAGCAACUGCAGCUCUCCUCAGCGAAAAAUGGAAGAAGAUGAAGACAGUGAAGACACCAACAAAUUUUCACCGAAAGUACAGAUUAUAGCUGCCAGUGGGGAUAAUAUUAUAGCUGUUGCGAACCCAGCAUUAGCUAUGUCACCUGCUAUCAUAACACCGAUUCCCGAAUGCAGAGAAACGGCAAUAAUAAAAAAAGAAUGACUGCUAUUUAUAUUGUAGUACAUACAAAUAAUAAUUAUAUAUUUAUAUAUAUUGACAAUUAUUGUGAACACUAACAUUGCAUUAAGACUGAGAAUGAACCAUUCUGGAAAUAGAUGUUGGAACUAAGCUUUCUCCACCAAAAUAUAUGGUGGAUGUAGUUUUAGAUUUUUUUUUCGGAAUGUUAUCCACAAUCAUCAUUUUAUUGAAUUUGUCUAAUUAAAUGGCCUUCCAGUAUAAGAACAUCCACCUUUUUUCAAUCUCACCAUUACCAUUGAAUGGUGUUGCAAUUACACUUGUAAAGUCUUUGCGUAUAGUUGGUGUUUCAAUUAAAGCCUCUGUGAUUCAUCUUGAAAUUCUCAAAUGACUGAUACCAUUUUGUAAUAAUUAAAAUCCAAUAUAUCUAUUGUUCCAUUAUUUCUGAUCUAUUCAGAAUAUUGAAUCCGAUUAUCUCCCAAUUGUAAACUUUAAUGUUACGAAUAUUGAUAUUAAAAUAUAUUUUCAUAGCUUCCAGUUUCAUAUUAUUGUAUUUUUGUUGAUAAAGUUGUAAGUUCUCGAA